AUGGGCAGGAGAGACACCUAUGAGAAGAACCUUCGUCGGUAUUUUGUUGAAAAGGAAUGGCUUGGUGAACGAGAGCACCAAGUCCGUUCUGACCACACUAGGUCCUUGAACAUGAACGACAUGGGUCCCGAUGAUUUUGAUGACAAUGAUAGGUUUGGAGAUACCACCAACCUUGCCUCAGAGUCCGACCCUGGUUCGUCCGAUUAUGACAGCUCAGAUGCCGACGACUCCCGAUCAGCAGGGUCUUGCUCCGAAGACCUGGCGUCCAAACGAGGUGAAAGCAGCGCGAAGAAGCUCAAGAAGGGCAAGGGAAAGAGGGCAAAGUCUAGCAAGGGAAGUGACAACUUGCAGAAGUCAAAGUCUCGGCGUCUGGCUUCCCCUGAAUCGGAAGAACCUUUGGAGGAGAUUGACAAUGCAGAAACCAUACUCGAACAGAUUCUGAAGCAGGCGUCCUCCCUUAGCACUGUGAGCAAGCAGUUGCAAGAUCUAGGUGGUUCCCUUGCUUUGGAGGCGCAGACAUCCAUCGAUGCUCGCCAGAAGUCCCUGAUGAUUUGCCAUGAUGAGAUCGUAGAUUACAAAGCUACUUUCGAUGCUGAUGGCAAGCUGGAUAAGGAGAAAGUCAAGAAGCUGCAGGAGGUGUACCGAAAGGUGGAGAUGGAGUCUGGUUCCUGGUGGUCCAAGCGAUUUCAACUGAACUUUUGA
This is a messenger RNA of Cladocopium goreaui, 702 nucleotides long. Lineage: Eukaryota; Dinophyceae; Suessiales; Symbiodiniaceae. The record is from the annotation of a GenBank genome assembly.